AUGACCUCUAAAGACGAGGCGAAAUGCCCCGCGGUGAUGGAGGAGCGGAGGCGCAGUCCGCUGGAUCAGCUCCCACCGCCGGCCAACUCCAACAAGCCGCUGACGCCGUUCAGCAUCGAGGAUAUCCUCAACAAACCGUCGGUGAGAAGGAGCUACUCUCUCUGCGGAGCGGCGCAUCUCAUCUCCCCAGGAGAGAAGCUGCCCUCGGCGGGUCACAGCCUCUCCAGCCGGGCGCUGCUCAGCCAGACGUCGCCGCUUUGCGCGCUGGAGGAGCUGGCCAGCAAAACCUUCAAAGGCCUGGAGGUCAGCGUCCUGCAAGCGGCCGAGGGCCGAGACGGCCUGACGCUGUUCGGCCAGAGGAAUACCCCGAAGAAGCGGCGGAAGUCCCGCACGGCCUUCACCAACCACCAGAUCUACGAGCUAGAGAAGCGCUUCUUGUACCAGAAAUACCUGAGCCCGGCGGACCGGGACCAGAUCGCGCAGCAGCUCGGCCUGACCAACGCGCAAGUCAUCACCUGGUUCCAGAACCGGCGGGCCAAGCUCAAGCGGGACCUGGAGGAGAUGAAGGCGGACGUGGAGUCUGCCAAGUCCGUGGGCGCCGUGGCCUUCGAGAAGCUCGCCAAGCUGGCCGAGCUGGAGAAGUGCGCGGCGGGAGGCGCCGUGAGCGCGCCCGAGCCUCCGGCCUCCCCGAGGUCCCACCACGACACCACCACCGACACCUCCGAGUCCAACAGGCCGCACAUGUCGCCUCCCUCGCCUGCCUCGUCGCAGUACACAGACCGCUUGAGCAGCAAGUGUUGCUCGGAGGAUGAGGAUGAGGAGAUUGACGUGGAUGACUAA
Messenger RNA from Myripristis murdjan (pinecone soldierfish), 840 nucleotides. It is a transcript of the gene lbx1a, whose product is annotated as ladybird homeobox 1a. Gene Ontology annotation, cellular component: nucleus. Lineage: Eukaryota; Metazoa; Chordata; Actinopteri; Holocentriformes; Holocentridae. The record is from RefSeq and is a predicted model, not a curated record. Gene Ontology annotation, biological process: regulation of transcription by RNA polymerase II. Gene Ontology annotation, molecular function: sequence-specific double-stranded DNA binding; DNA-binding transcription factor activity, RNA polymerase II-specific. The transcript is spliced from 2 exons. The coding region runs from base 1 to 840 and encodes 279 amino acids.